Molecule: messenger RNA, 1075 nt
Organism: Branchiostoma floridae (Florida lancelet)
Lineage: Eukaryota; Metazoa; Chordata; Leptocardii; Amphioxiformes; Branchiostomatidae
Product: CBP80/20-dependent translation initiation factor-like
Exons: 6
Coding region: 154-951 (265 amino acids)
Biological process (GO): regulation of translational initiation
Cellular component (GO): cytosol
Molecular function (GO): RNA binding; protein binding; translation activator activity
Source: RefSeq, a predicted model, not a curated record
CCUUUGACCAUUUUUCAGAAACUGAAGGCGUGAACUGGAGGAGCUCAGUGGGACCGGCCCAGGACGCCGUCAUCGGGAAAACAUCGCAACUUUCUCAAGCUUUCUUAAGGAAAGGACUGAACAAGGUCAAGGUCAAACUUACCAGCAUAGAACAUGAGCAGCAGAAGACAGCUGGAACAGACUGCUGAUCCCCCAAGACUGCCCAAACAUGCUCAGAAGAAGGAGGACAAUUCUUCAAAAGUGGAAGAUAAGGACAUGGCAGCCAUCUUGGUUUCCAUGGAUACUGUAACCCUGGAGGAUGCAGAGGCGGGAUCGUUGUCAUGGCAACUGACUGAUGUAGUGAUGCAGAUGGAACAGUUCGCCUCCACUGGCGCUAAGCUAAAGGAACUUGUGAGAACGACGUAUAACAAGUCUCUGCAGGACCAGAACUUUGCCAGGGUGGGUGCACGGCUGUGUGGUGAGAUGGCCACACACGAGGUGGACGGGGUUAAACUGAGGAGCGAAGUACUGACCAGAUUACAGGAAGACUAUAAGAAGAAGGAAUCCCUCCAUACCAGUGACCAGGCAGUGUUCCUGGGGUUUGUGACACUUCUCUGUGAGCUGUUCGGUGUGUUACACAUUAAUGGGGAGCCAAUGAAAGCAUUAGUAGGGCCUGUAUACGACACACUGAUGGAGCUUCUCAGUACAAAGUGUGUAUCAGAUGAUGAGGUGUUGUGCUGUACAAUGCAGUUAGAACAUAUAGGCCAAACCCUGGAGCAGAGCGACCCCUCCCGCAUGUCUGCCCUGAUGGGGAAAGUCCGAGACUGCGCGCUGGGGAAGGAGACAAGUCCGUUUGCGCGCUGCCUCAUCAUGGAGGUCGUGGAACGACAUGCCAACAACUGGGAACCGCUUCCACAGGACGUGUCGGACUAUUACAGCAGCACGUUGGAAAAACUCUUGAGUGAAAAAUGAUUUUAAAUCUUCAUCAUUGCAUCAGCCAAUAUGCAUAGAAGCUCUCACAGAAAGGAAAAAGACUAGUAGAUAUAUCUAGAUACAUUGUAGACAUAACCCUUCUGUCAUAGGUGAUAGGGCAAUA